AUGGACGGCUUCUCUUCUCUGGAUACUGGCAAUACAGGGUGCCAUCUGCAGAUGAUGUGCGUUCUUGGUCCAAAGUCCAAGUCCUUUUCCUCUCGCGGGCUCUCAUUUUGACGUUUCGGACCAUUGGGUUCAUCUUCAACGAACACUGUAGACACCGAAAUUCAUUUGUUCCUCCUCCGUCAUCACAUAUUCCAUUUCCAGCUUCCUUCAGAGUCUCACUGGCGCACCCAAUCUCUUCAUCCUUAUCGCAAGGUACCCAGCCGUUUUGGUCUUGGAUUUCUUCUGUUUUUGCACAGCCACAGAGUCGCAUAGGUAAUUAUACUUCAGCUGACAGAAUUCGAACUUGAAGGCUGGUUACAAGCGCCAAUGUGUAAUGUGUGAGCUUUGGUGUGCUUGAUCAAUAUACAGAAAGAUGAGUAGCAUCCACGUUACUGCAUGCCAGCCUAGGAUCUAUAUCACAAAUAUAUCUCGUUGUUGCCGUCCUUCCAAAGAUGCAUUUCCAAUUAAUACUGGCCCUCUCUCUAGGAUUUCACUCAGCCCAGGAAAACCUUCAUCUGGCUUGCAAUGUGUGCCAUUCUCAAAAUCAAGGCAACCUCUUCAUGUCUGCUUUGCAGGUGAAAAAGGAAUGAUGGGAAAUAAUAGUGAGGAUUCACCAUGGAAAGCUCUUGAGAAAGCAAUGGAAAAAUUUAAGGGACAGUCUGUAGAGGACGUCUUGCGACAGCAGAUUCAAAAGGGAGAAUAUCUUGAUGAUGGGGGCAGUGGGGCAAAGCCACCAGGGGGAGGGGGAGGGGGUGGCGACGGAGGAGGUGCUGGUGGAUCAGAGGAGGAAAGCUUUGGUGAGAUGUUGGACGAGACUCUCCAAGCGGUUUUAGCAACUUUGGGCUUUAUAUUUAUGUAUAUCUAUAUCCUAACUGGUGAAGAACUGGCAAAGCUAGCUAGGGACUACAUCAGAUAUCUGUUUACAGGGAAACAAAGUGUUCGAUUAAAGCGUGCAAUGUCUCAAUGGGGGCAAUACUAUCUCGCCAUAACAGAGAAGCAAGCAGUUGACAAGUAUUGUUUGGAGAAGGCCAUUCUCAAUACUCCCACUUGGUGGAAUGAUCCUGAUGAUUAUCGUGAAGUGGUUUUAAAUUACUUGGAGUCAAAUUCGGAUGAGUAGAUUUUAUUAUUCUUUUUUUCUUUUGUUUUUCUGUUUUUUUCUUUUUAGCUUUGGAUUGGUACCAUCUCGUAUUUCCCUUGAAUUUUUGGUUUUGAGAUCGAUGAAGCUUAAUUUAUAUGAAUACCAUGGUGUAAUUGACUAGUUGUUGAGGCCAUUUGAAGCGUAUGUUAUCAUGCCUGACUUGUUUUCAUUAUGUAUGAAAAAAUGAAUCAGCCGUU
Molecule: messenger RNA, 1374 nt
Organism: Neltuma alba
Lineage: Eukaryota; Viridiplantae; Streptophyta; Magnoliopsida; Fabales; Fabaceae
Exons: 4
Coding region: 413-1156 (247 amino acids)
Cellular component (GO): chloroplast
Source: RefSeq, a predicted model, not a curated record